GCUUGCAAGAAGGGAUCGGUGCCGGUCACAUCGGUCUUUCCUCAGAGGCUCAAAGGGCGCUGCCUAACGUAACUGCACAGCUUUUGUAGGCGUAGAAUAAACCCGGCCUAGCCCAGUCGGUCGGUCGUGUACAAAUUCGUAAAUUAGCAGCAGAAACCUCUUUAAAUUGCUGCUGUCUGUGCAGUUUAUUAUCCAGGCAGGGGGUGAGAUUAUAUUGUCACAGAUUUAAAAAACCCUCUGAUUUAAGACGAGCUUAAUGUACAGAAGCAUACAGUACUGCCCACAGCUGUGGGGUUUGGAAAGCAUGCAAGGCAAAUGCACUUAUACGUGUUCAGAGUUUUGGAUUCCUUUUUAAAUACGUUUAAUCCCCUGGGGCUGCAGGCAUGCCUUCUCUUUCUUCCGGGUUUCUUUUUUUUUCCCUUUUCUUCUCGCGGUCUGGAAAAUUUCCAUCUGCCAAGAAGCAGCCAGCCUGUAAUAGGGGCACAAUGCAUGUUGAACUACAGUUAAAUCGUUCACUUUGUUCGCUUUAAGCUUUGUAUUUCCGUGUCUGUCUGCAGGAACUAUUUCUUUAAGUUAAAUGUGUACAGAUUAACAGGAUCAGAUGGAGCACCUCAAAACAGAUUUCCAUUGACAACUGUCUAUCUUGGACUUUGGCUUUAACACCAGUGUCCCCUUUUAAACAACUCGGCCUUGUUUUGCCCAGAUAGGCUUGCCCUCUGUUUGCAAACGUAUCAGUUAGGAAGGCACAGACUGUUUUAUAUCCAACCGAAAGCAUAACUAUUUAGAUCACAGAAACUAAAGAUCAGGUUCCUACUCCUGACUUGCAGAGACACUUGAAAAGCAAAACCAUUGUCAGUAUUUAUACUUGCCUGGAAAAAAAGGCCUUUUGAGAAUUGAAUUUGAUAGGGAACAAAUGCAUUGAUUAGCUUGGGAUUUUGGAUUAAUCCUCUGAUUCAUGCUGUGGAUACCAGGAAAUCUAAAUAUAGCUAACAUUUCAUGUCCUCCUUUCAAGCUGACAGAAGUGAAACCAAGUGUGGGUUUUGAUAAUUGGCAGGCUUUCAAUUUGGUCGUGCUGUGUUUCACAGAAGGAAGUUAACAUACUGUUGUUAUGAGUUAACAGAAAAGAAAAAGCAACUCAAGAAAGUAAAUCAGUUUUUAAAUACCUCUAAGUAUGCUGAAAUAAGGGUGUGAUGUUGCUGUCACCCCACAAUAAAAUGGAAAAUAUUAAAAUUCCAGGUGUUUGGUUCCACUCACCUGGUGGCCUAGCCCACAUUCAUCUGGUGCAACAACAGUGAUUCCCAGCAUGGUCGGCCUUUUGCCAAGUUGACAGUUACUCACUAAGUGCUAAGUAAAGAAACCUUUCUUCAUCUAAGAAUUGCAUGAAAGGUAAACCAAGAGCUUCUAAAGCAACAUUCUUCGAGCUGUGAAGAACAAGUUUAAUGGCAGCCUCCAGAAAGUUCAUGUCACAGCCAUUGUCUACUGAAGCAGCCACUUAACAUUCCAGCAGCUGCGUAUCUUUUCUUCCUGAUCUUUUAUUCCUACGAAUCUCUGUGAAGACAAGUUAUGUCAACAGCUACUUUAAUUAAUUUGGUACGAAACGGAGGGUAUCAAGUAAGAAGGAGAGCCGUGCUGACGUCCCGCCUCUUGCAAGACGAGAAGCGUCCGACAGCCGCCUGCUACAGCUCCACCUCCGAGCGCCGUGCUUCCCGCUUUGAUCCAGACGGGAGCGGGCGACCUACCACAUGGGACACAUUUGGCAUCUGGGACAAUCGCAUUGACGAACCUAUUCUCCUCCCACCAAGCAUAAAGUAUGGGAAGCCAAUUCCAAAAGUCAGCCUGGCCAACGUGGGCUGCGCUAGCCAUAUUGGGAAGCGUAAGGAAAAUGAAGACCGGUUUGAUUAUGCUCAGCUGACGGAGGAUAUCCUAUACUUUGCAGUAUAUGAUGGACAUGGCGGGGCAGCAGCAGCAGACUUCUGUGAUAAGUACAUGGAAAAAUAUAUUAAAGAAUUUCUUGCUGAGGAGGAGAACUUGGAAAAUGUUUUGAACAAAGCUUUUCUAGAAAUAAACAAAGCAUAUGAAAGGCAUGCUCAUCUGUCUGCUGAUGCAACUCUGGUGAACUCUGGGACCACUGCAACAGUGGCUCUGCUCCGGGAUGGUAUUGAGCUGGUUGUGGCAAGUGUGGGAGACAGUCGUGCCCUGCUGUGUCGAAAGGGAAAGGCCAUGAAACUCACCAUUGACCAUACUCCAGAAAGAAAGGAGGAGAAGGAAAGGAUUAGGAAGUGCGGUGGCUUCGUUGCCUGGAACAGUUUGGGACAACCUCAUGUGAAUGGUAGACUUGCAAUGACGCGGAGCAUAGGAGAUUUGGAUCUUAAAAACAGUGGUGUGAUAGCCCAGCCAGAAACAAAAAGGGUUCAGUUGCAUCAUGCAGACGACAGCUUCCUGGUCCUUACCACAGACGGUAUUAAUUUCAUGGUGAACAGUCAGGAGAUCUGCGACUUCAUUAACCAGUGCCAUGAUCCUGCUGAAGCUGCCCAUGUUGUUACUGAGCAGGCAAUGCAAUUUGGCACUGAAGACAACAGCACAGUUGUCAUAGUGCCAUUUGGAGCGUGGGGAAAGUACAAAAAUGGUGAGAUCAACUUCUCCUUCAGCCGCGGUUUUGCUUCCAGCGGGAGGUGGGCGUGAAGACCUGCCACAGCUAUCUUUUCCUGCCAUAAUCUGGACACAGUGUGCUACAGGAGAACACAUCCAUCUGUUCAUAGGUUGACUCGGUGUCUUGUCCAUCUCUUCUGUUCCCAGUGUUACAGAAGAUGCCACUGCUCCCUUGGUGCGUAAUGCCCCAUUGUUGCUUACGCCUGAUCACAUUUUGCUGCGUUUAUUUAUUCCAGUCAGCAUUGUGGCAGCUAUUUCUUUGGGUUUGUAGUCCCAGCAGCUCUGCACAUCACUUUGUUCACAUAGACAAGGCUCUGGGCUUUCACCUAAGGCUGGAGGUGUUGCACAAUUUUUUCAUACCUACUUGUAUUACCCAGGACCCUUAGUUAACUGGCAGCUGUGUAAGUCUGAGUCUCUGAGCCACAUGCUUGCUUCUUUGUACGCAGGGGAACAAACGCACAGUGUUCUUAGGUAGACAGAAAGUAGGUUUGUUGUCGUCCUCUGCUGUGCAGCCACCGAAAACUCCCCUGUGCUUCAGGAGAAGCUGGUGAAAAACAAGGGAGAAAUUUCAGAUGUGUUUAGGUUCUGAUGCCAGUGGCAUUUGGUGCAGCUGAACAACUUCUGAGACAGUGCUGCUUUGCCGGGCUUUGUGCUCUCACCACCAUCAUCUGUGAUCCUCUAUUUCCAAGGAGACAGAGCAGGCUGGAGCCACGUGCUGUUGGACAGAGGGGAACGUUUUUCUGUUGGGUCUGAAGCCUGUAUGGUCUCUGUGGACCACGCAGCAGCCCCUUGCACUGUCUUCUCUUUGGUGUGCCAGUGCUUGACAGGAGCACAGAGGAGGGAAAAAGCUGCACGUUUUUGAUAUCCAGAGACUUUCAUCAACUUGAAUUUCUUUUUUUUUUUUUUUUAAAAGAAAACCAGCUAAUUUCAAAGAGUUUACUAAUCAAGAUUCUUUGGAUGUGUAAGACAGGAGAGUUUAUUUCUUCAUGAAUAUAUGAGGAUUUUCCUGCCCUCUGCUGAAGGUUUCUUUCAGUUAGUCAUGAUCUCCUGUGUCUCUUCAUGGUAUACAGGGAGUUGUAAAAUGCCCAAAGCAAGCAAGCUAGAGAAAGGAGAGAGCAUUAUAAUAACGUAAGGUAAUUUUUAUAAGUUUUGGGUAUUGUUUCUCAUAGGUGUCAGAUAUUCAGGCACCAGAAGGUAGUUUUAUACUUAAAGGAAGCGUUUCCAGUUCCCUUUCUGGAGGGAGUCUGCAUCCAGUGAGGCAUCGGGGGCCAGAGCUCUGAGCCAGCUCUUAUCAUUGCUGUGACAUGGUCUGCAGGUGACAUGUUGGCAGCAGGUGAAAAUCUGUCCCAGCAUGCCUCGUUCAGACCUCCUUCUUCCUCUGCUCCAUAUCAGGUAUGCAGCUCCUGUGGCCUCUGAGUCACCCUGUUGCAAUGAAAUACAGGCAGAGAAGAAUUGGGCUCUUCUCAGGCUUGCCGCAAUAUUUUUCGUUACAUGGAUGUUUCCAACAGCACAAUUAUAAAAACAAAACAAAACAGUGAAAGAGAAGUUGCCUGAUACUAAAUCACCUUGCAAUAAGGAAAAAUACUUCUGAGAUGCCUGGCCUGAUUCUCAUUUUCCAGUGUGAAGUAUGCAUCUUCAUUGCUUUUAGCCCUUUCUUUUUAGCCCAGGGUUACACCUUAGGCAGUCAUUCCAUAUGUUUUUCCUUGCCUCUGGUUCAAGGCCUAGCAGCACCCAGCAGAGCACAGUGUUGUACUGACAACAUUAAGUACUAGGUGUUUAGAGAGUACGCUGGUUUUGUCCCAUCACCGGGUGUAUUACGUGGUGUACAUAAUGUGUAUAUUUGGUUUAUAAGUACAAAGAGCCUGUGAGUUGGUAUAUGUAAAUCUCUGUUGUAUUGGAUGCUGUUGCCCAGGCCUCCGUAAGGAGCACAUCAGUCAGUUACAAUAAUAAUCCCUUCUCUCUCCCCAGAUUUUCCCCAGGGUUGGGCUUCAGUCUUCACCUGAGGUCAGAAUGUUUGCUGGUCGUGGUCCUGGGCUCAGCCUUGCUUACCUGAGGCAGAGGGGCACUUUUAGUUGUUACCAGCGAGAGCAGGUUCUCAGUCUGCGGCAAGUUUGAAGAGUCCCACAACCCAUUUGUGGCAAAAAUGGCAAAACGUAGCCUCUCUCAAGCACUUGAGGAGAGGUCAAACCCGACAGAGGUUCAGAGAGCUGCUUGGGGAACAUGGUUAUGAUCAGUUUGCACUGCAGCAUGAACAGCUGACAGCCUUUCUCCUGCCAAAGAAGUGACCUGCUAAAACAGCAAGUCUGAUAGUUCCUAGCGAAGGGUUAACCACAGCACACAGGAGUCUUACUCUGGGCACAGGGAAGGGUUAAGAGUCAAGCUCUGGAGAGGGAGUUGCUGUGGGGUGGCUUUGGUAUCAAGUGUCAGACAGGCUUGAUCCGGUGCUGGUGCUGCCGGGAUUUGGACAAGCUCCAUCGACGCUGUCCUGUUCCAAAUGCUGCUCACUUCUGAUCGGCUGGCUAGCCUUCUAUCCAGACAGAAGAUAUUAAGGGCGCUGAGGGUGUUUGUGACACAUACACAUUGAUUUUUUGAGCAGUGCUGGAUACUUGCCAAGCUGAAGACAUGAUGUUAAAUGCAGGCUGCUAAUGAAAAACAUUGCAAAUGAAAAGCAGGUACUCAGAGGAAUGACCUGGUGGUUAGAGUAGCUUCUAAACAUUGACCCAGAUGUAACAUGAAAUGACAGUUUUUCUUCUCAUUGGAGGUUUUGGGGCAUAUUUUUGUUUUAUCCCUAUCUUGUUGCCUGAUUGCAUUGAGAACAAAAGUGGUUGGGUGCUUUCAUUUCUUCUAACGGAGUGGUUAUCCUCUCAGAGGAAAGAUCCAUCCAUAACUUCUUUUAAGUUUUAUAAAGGAAGGGAUAAGACAAAGCUUUGCAAAAUAGGAAAUGAUUAGAGAAAGAUGUAUUGGCAGUUGCUAUGGCUGCCUUUAUACAAUCACAGAAAAACUUAGAUUGGAAAGGACUUCUGGGUGUCAUCUAGCCUAGCCUCCUGCUCAAAGCAGGGCUAACUUCAGAAUUGCAUACUGCAGUGAAGGGAUGUCUCCUGACAUGGAAAUGCAGUGCCUGAAAAUGGAUGGGAGAAAGAAUUUAGCAUGCAGUGUGGUUUACCUGUGGAACCACUUAAUUAUAUUGAAGUUGAAAACUUACCAGUAUUUCACAGGCACUUUGUAUAGCUACCAAUAAACUUCACAAAUAAAUUAGCACAUACAUAAAACUAAGAUAUGAGCCAUUUUGCUCUAAGCAAAAACGAAUCAGUAACUGACAGGAAAUUACAGAGGUGCAUUUCUUAUGUACAAGUUAUUCCCUGCCUGUCCACUCUAGUUUUCUGCAUCUCAUUCUGAAGUAAAUGAGCUACUAAUGAAGAGGAAAUGCUUUGCCAAGUGGCCCAAUAGUCUGCCUGUUCCUUCUUCCAUUAAGUACAGAGGUACCUUUACACUAAUUUGUGUGGAUUCCCUAUUUCCUGCUGCACAUGACAAGACUCUGAGUGCCAGCUUGAAAAGCAUAGUGUUUUGUAGAAAUGCCAUUACCAGCACCGUUGGUCUCUGCCUCCUGAGCCACAAUGCUGCUUUUUCCUACCACGAUGACAGUGAACUCCCCUAAGAUUUAGUGGCAACUGCACCAAACCUUGUUUUUCUCCAAGAAGUCGGGAAAACCCUGCAAUUUCUUGGGUGAUGGAUUUUUCAUGAUUUGCCACUUCUCACUGAAGAGUCAGAAUAAGUCCCUGCCCUUGCAUCAGUUUUGGGGCUGUUUUGACACUGAUACUGUGUUGGCACAGUGAGCUUUGCCCACGCAUUCAUGUGUGGAGACAGAGGUGUAUGGCACUGAAUUUGGAGUGUAUGGACUAUGAAGUCAGUGGAGUAAAGCCACGUUGGGGAAAAUGGAAGUGGUUUGUUGUAGCGGUAACAAGGGAUCAAAUUAGCAGUGCUGUGGUAACAUCUGGCCAGCAAACCUCUGGGCAUAGGGGCAUAGUACCACUAGAGCUAGGUACUGCUCUGCUGUGAUGAAGCUGUACUUUGUGGUGGGUUGACCUUGGCUGGCUGCCAGGUGCCCACACCAAGCUGCUCUAUCAAUUCCCUCCUCAGCAGGAUGGCAGGGGAGAAAAUAAGAUGGAGAAAAAAAACCUCAUGGGUCAAGAUAAAGACAGUUUAAUAAAGCAGAAGCAAGGGAAAACAAAAGAUGUAUUCUCUACUUCCCAUCAGCAAGCAAUGUCCGGCCACUUCCUGGGAAGCAGGGCUUCAGCAUGCAUAGCAGUUGCUCCAGAAGACAAAUCUCAUAAUAACGAAUGCCCCCCCCCACCUUUCUCCUAGCUUCUAUUGCUGAGCAGGCGUCAUAUGGUACGGAGUAUCCCUUUGGUCAUUUUGGGUCAGCUGUCCUGGCUGUGUCCCCUCCCAAGAUCUUGCCCACCCCCCAGCCUACUGGUGAGGGGGGGAAUGUUGGAGAGACAGCCUUGAUGCUGUAGGAGCACUGCUCAGCAGUAGCCAAAACACUGGUGUGUUAUCAACACCUUUCUAGCUACCAAUACUGUGAGGGCUGUGUGGUGGGGUUUUGGUAGCAGGGGAGGGGCUGCAGGGGUAGCUCCUGUGAGAAGCUGCUAGAAGCUUCCCCGGCUCCAGGUUGGACCUCUGGCCAAGGCCGAGCCCAUCAGUGAUGGUGGUAGGGCCUCUGGGAUAACAAACACAUUUAAAAAGGGUAAACUGCAGUGAGUAGGGGGAUUGGAAUGUGAGAGGAACACCUCUGCAGACACCGAGGUCGGUGAAGAAGGAGGGGGAGGAGGUGUGCCAGAGGAGGGGAUGCCCCUGCAGCCCAUGGUGAGAUGGCAGGCUGUCCCCCUGCAGCCCAUGGAGAAUGGUGGAGCAGAUGCCCACCUGCAGCCUGUGGAGGAGCCCACGCCGGAGCAGGUGGAUGCCCCCAAAGAUGGCUGUGACUCCAUGGGAAAGCCCGUGCUGGAGCAGUGUGUUCCUGAAGGACUGCAGCCCAUGGGAAGGACCCAUGCUGGAGAAGUUUGUGAAGGACUGUCUGCUGUGGGAGGGACCCCACGGUGGAGCAGGGGACGAAUGAGGAGUCCUCCCCCUGAGGAGGAAAGAGCAGCAGAGACAAGGUGUGGGGAGCUGACCCCAACCCCCAUCCCCUGUUCCCCUGUGCUGCUGGGGGGGAAGAGGCAGAGAGAACCAGGAGUGGAGUUGAGCCGGGAAGGAGGGAGGGGUGGGGGAAGGUGUUCUAAGGUUUGGUUUUUACUUCCUAAUAUCCAUGGUUUGAUUUGACUUGUAGUAAAUUAAAUUGAUUUUGUUUCUUCCCCAAGUUGAGCCUGUCUCUUGCCUGUGACCGUAAGUGGUGAGUGAUCCCUCCCAGUCCUUAUCUCGACCCACGAGCCUUUCUUUAUAUUUUCUCCUCAUCCCACUGGGGCCUGGGGCAGGGAGGAAUGAGCGAGCGGCUUCAUGGUGCUCUCUUGGGCUUAAACCACGACAUGCUGCUAUGGGGAAGAUUAACUCCACCUCAGCCAGAGCCAAUACAUACUUGUAGGUUUUUUUCUAUCAUCUAGUCAAUAAACCUCUUGCUGCCUAUAGUAGCUCUGCAAGCAACCAGCUUUACACACCAGGGACCAGCAAAAUUCUCUUGCCUAGCAGAGAGCUCCUUUCAACUUGAGGACAAAGAACAAAUUGUCCUAACGACAGCAGUUGCUUAUCAGAGAGGUUUAUUAUUGAAGGAUCACUAGAGGUAUCUUACACUUUGAAUAAAAUGAAACAGAAUCUCAGUUUGCUCUCUACCUCCUUGUCUUUUCCUGGGCACCUGUUGUUUCAAUGGAAAGAAUGGUAUUUUUGUUUAUUACAGACUGAACUGAACAUUAAGGGUGACCUACUGAGCAAAGUGUAACAAGGGUUUGCUUUUUUCCUGCCUUUUAGGGGUGGAUUCUGAACUCCAUCGGAUCUGAUAAGAGUAUUUUCUUGCCUGAAGACUGCCCCUGGAGCAGUGAUCUCUCUCACUGUACAGGCACUGCAGGAGGGAGGGCUGUAGGUGCAGAAAGGCAAAAAUGCUGUCCAGCUAGAUACUAAUUUUUACUGUGAGGAUAUGGAAGGCACUGGGGGGGGGGGCUGGUGUUGCUGGAACAUUUACUAGGAGGGGUGUUGAGCCUGCAACUGGAGUUCCAGCUCAGUCUCUCCACCACCUGGAAAGGGCGGUUUCACGCUUUGCAGAGGGAACUCACUAAAAUGUCAUUUGCAGCCUUGAUUUAGGAGAGCUGGUAUCUCUGGAAGGUGAACAUAGUGCAAGAGAUUGAAAUUGGGAUGAGAUCUAAUAGUUUGUUUAAUACAGGGUCCUUGAUACAAUCAGUCCCUUUUGGCUGGAGAAUAAUCAGGGAGCACACUUUGUGGUUGAGAACGGGAGUGCAGAGAGAAAUCAGCAAUAUUACUUCUUUUUACAUACUUGGGGGAAAUGAAAAUUGUGAUGAGCUUAGAGUCAUUGGAGGAUUUCUGCUGACUUCCACAGGAUCAGGGUAUCAGAUCACCUUUUCUUGUCUCAGCAGGUGGAUGUACUGUGAUCAAAGGCAUUGGGAUUUCUAGCUAAGGGAAAAGCACAAAACAACAGAUACCAGUGAAACUGGUUUAAUAUUAAUUUUUCUUAAAUAAAUUAAUUUGGGCACUACUAGGUCCAUUGGUCACUUGCCCAACAAACCAAAUGUAUGGUAGAGCAGCACUCUGGGUACUCCUUGGUUCCGAAGCUGCUGUUCUCAAUGCAGAGGUACCCAGUGGGGUGUCCUUUUGACCCAGGAUAUCGAGUGGUUGGGCAGCGGUGCAUGUCAUAACCUACUACAGACUUCAGUGCAAUUGCAUACAUUCGUUACAUAGUUUGCCUUAGGACUGUGUAUAAUUCCUGCAGUUUGAUGUUUAUGUUUGGUGUAAUCGGUGUCCAUAAUUCAUCUACUUCCUAAUUUUAUAGUGGUGUCCAUUUUGCCCCCCCCCCCCCUUUUUUUUUUUUUUUUUUUAAUGUUUGUUUGUCUUCUUCAACUCAAAGCUACAGUGAAGCAGAUAAGUCUAUACUGGAAUGCUUAAAAGAUCUUUUAAUAAAGAAUUGGCUUCUAGA
Molecule: messenger RNA, 9781 nt
Organism: Harpia harpyja (harpy eagle)
Lineage: Eukaryota; Metazoa; Chordata; Aves; Accipitriformes; Accipitridae
Gene: PPM1K
Product: protein phosphatase, Mg2+/Mn2+ dependent 1K
Exons: 7
Coding region: 1564-2682 (372 amino acids)
Biological process (GO): protein dephosphorylation
Molecular function (GO): protein serine/threonine phosphatase activity; cation binding
Source: RefSeq, a predicted model, not a curated record